AUUUUGAGAAGCGACCGGAAGCUAUUGGAUAUGGUUGAAAACAAUUGGAAGAUACGCGUUUAGUACAACCCAAUGACCCAUCAAAGAAAUGCAUAUAAGUUCUCCAAACUCCCAAAUAUUAGUUCGUUGCGAUCCUCACAAUGCAGUGGUGCGCUAAAUAUGACAAGCACAAACGUUAAAGAUUCGGCCAUUGUUAUUGUUUUGACAUGUAUAUAACGCAAAUAUUUUACAAGGAAGUUCCACGCCCAGAAUUAAGCGUUUGACAAAAAGAUGUUUGACUUUGAAAGAGAUUGGAGUGUUUCUUUCGCUGGCUGUGGGUUUUUGGGGAUUUAUUACGUCGGGCUUGUUAGCUGUUUUUUGGAACGUGCCCCCUUUCUCCUGAAGGAAGCGAGGAAGAUGUACGGCGCUUCUUCGGGGGCGUUAAUAGCCACAGUUUUAAUCCUCGGACUGCCCUUGGUGAAUUGCUGUGAGGAUUUAAUGGCGAUGGCUAAAGCGGCCAGGAGACGGAGCCUGGGCCCCCUGCACCCGAGCUGCGACCUGGAGAAGAUCGUCAGAGACUCGCUGAACCGCGACCUGCCCGCGGACGCGCACGUCAGGGCCUCCGGUCGCCUGUGUGUGUCCCUCACGCGCAUGUCCGACGGACAGAACGUGCUGCUGUCCGAGUUCGUCACCAGGCAGGAACUAAUCCAGGCCCUGGUGUGCAGCUGCUUUGUUCCAGGAUACUUUGGUCUGAUCCCUCCUUCCUUCCGGGGAGUGCGCUACAUGGACGGGGCCCUCAGCAACAACCAGCCGCAGUACCAGCGCGUGGACACUCUCACCGUCGCCCCCUUCUGCGGCGACUGCGUCAUCUGCCCCCGCGACCGCGCCUUCAGCCUGCACGCCGUGCGCGUGUGCGGGGCCAGCUACCGCGUCAGCCUGCCCAACGUGCGGCGCGUCGCCCGCGUCUUCUUCCCGCCGCAGUUCCAGGUCAUGGCUGAGCUCUGCCAGGACGGGUACAAAGAUGGUCUUCAGUUCCUCAAAGAGCACCACCUCCUGGGACCUGACAGUCUGCCUGCUGAGCUGUCCUCCCCCGGUGAGGAGGAGGGCUCCGAGCCUGCCGGUUGCUGUGGUGACGAGAAUGACGCGUUGCAGUCCUGGACCAAUGAAAUGGAGUCCUCGAUGUCGCCGGUUGGCCACUGGUGGCUGGACAAACGGACCAUCGACUGCCUGCCAGAGUCCAUUAGGAAAGUGCUGUGUGAGGCGUGUAGGGAGAAGCACAGCCUCUACUCUGGGGUGACCGAGCUGUUCCCUGUGCGCAUGGCCUCCUACAUACUGCUGCCCUACACCCUCCCUGUGCAGUCUGCGUACUGCAUGGCCCAGAGGUUGGUGCGGUUGGUACCAGUGGUGGUAGACUCAGCGCAGUGGCUGUUGAAGAUGUGUGGGGACCUCUACAGGCAGACCUGGAAAGCAGAGAGCCUGGAGGAUGUCAGUGAGGCCCCUCUCCUCCGGGACCGCUCGCCUGCCCGGGACCGCUCACUGAGAGAGGACGACCCGCCCCUGCCUCUCACCCCACCCCCGACCCCGCCCCCGACUCCGCCCCGUCGCCGGGCAGCAGAAACCACGGAAACCCCGGAAUCCCCGGAAUCCAGCGACUUCGUUUCCAUGACGGCUGUGGAGACAGCCCCCCCACCCCCACCCACAGCCACAAACCACACCUGGGCGCUGUGUGUCACAUGGGCUGUGGGGUUGCUGAGUCCUGUCACCCUUGACCCCACCUUGUGACACCCCUCCCGCCCCCCCACACACCUCUCCUGACAGAACUGAACUGGCUGUGAAGCACUUAUAACCCCUUUCAUCACCAUGGAAACGGGGGGGAAAUGCACAAAUAAAGGACUGACCUCUUGCA
Conger conger (European conger) is the source of this 1885-nucleotide messenger RNA. Its product is annotated as 1-acylglycerol-3-phosphate O-acyltransferase Pnpla3-like. Gene Ontology annotation, cellular component: membrane; cytoplasm; lipid droplet. Gene Ontology annotation, biological process: lipid homeostasis; triglyceride catabolic process. The record is from RefSeq and is a predicted model, not a curated record. The coding region runs from base 271 to 1761 and encodes 496 amino acids. The transcript is spliced from 9 exons. Gene Ontology annotation, molecular function: triacylglycerol lipase activity. NCBI's taxonomy places the organism in Eukaryota, Metazoa, Chordata, Actinopteri, Anguilliformes, Congridae.